Drosophila serrata is the source of this 1527-nucleotide messenger RNA. RefSeq names its product ras association domain-containing protein meru (gene meru). Lineage: Eukaryota; Metazoa; Arthropoda; Insecta; Diptera; Drosophilidae. The record is from RefSeq and is a predicted model, not a curated record.
AUGGCGCCGCAACAGCAGAACUCGACAUUCAUCGAUGAUAAUCUGGACAGCUGUCCAUCGCUAUUGAAUCUACCCGAGAGCCCCAUUCUGCCCACCCGUCGUCGGUGUCAAAAUCAAGACACCACCAGCAGCAGCAGCAGCAACAACAACAACAACAAUAAUAAUAUGAAUAAUAAUAAUAAUAAUAAUAAUAAGCGGACUGCAUUCGAGGAGCAAGCGCCUAAUCCCGUAACAUGCAAAAAUAAACACGGCAAGGAAAACGGAAACGUUGGCCAGGCCAGUCGUCGCCAUCGCUCCAUUUCCCUCUACGGCGUUAAUAGCACUGUGGAACAGGGCCAAAAGGAAAUCCCCAUUUGGAUGGACGAUGGGGAGCCGCGUUACGUAUCGGGAGUGACGAACAAAACGACUUGCGAUGACAUAAUCAAGGCCCUGAUUGAUGACGAACUGAACAAUAGGAAGGACGGGAAUUACUGCGGCAAUAAUCCAAAAGAUGGCGGCCAGAGGACUACGGCGGUAGCAGCAUCGCGUGACUACGGCGAUUACAUUAUAACGGAAAGUUGGGGCGGCGUUGAGCGGAGCUACGAUGGCAACAUGGCCAUUUUGCCCGUUUGGCGCGCUUGGAGCCGUGUACACAAUGAGCUCCGCAUAUCCCUCAAACAUCGCGAUAACUUCAAGGACCCUCGGACCAUGCAGUUAGUGCCCCAUUCACAGCCUCACUCAAGUUUUUCAAUGAUCAAAUGGUUGAAGAAGCUGUUUCAUCUCAAGAAAAGCAAAAAGAAUAUGCCAAAACACCCCAAAACGCCACCCAAGGUGCCCAAUAAAUUAAAGGAUCAAAAGCAAACCGUGUCAAAUGAACUGGUUCUGGUUAUAAUGCCAGAUCAACUCUAUAAGGGCACGGAAAACGCUGCCAAGGCUAAGCUAUAUAAACUGGCCGAGAAUCGAGUGUCCAAGCAGCGACAUCGAAGGCGCAGCCGUCACGAACCAUCCAAGUUAUCGGUGGAAACCUUCCUGACGGCCAUUCCCAGCGAAAGCAACAAUAAUAAUUAUAAUAUUAAUAACAAUUGCAUCAGAAGGCGCAAGGAUAAGCCGUUGCGCAACAGUGUUCGCAAUAAGUUGGCCUCCCUGCACGCCGAUAUGAAUGUUCGCUAUGAACGGGAGUACGCGCUCACCCGUCAGUUAUCCGAAAAGUGUCGAUUAUAUCGAUUGCAGAACGAACGGUACAAGGGACCGGAAAUGGAGGUAUCGGUUGGGCAGCUUCAGGAAAAUAUCGAAGCCUAUGCCGAGGAUAUCAUCAAAACGGAACACGAGCUCCUUGAACUGAAAAAUGAAAUCCGACACGAUAUUUCAUUGAUUAAUAAUUUGAAACGUCUGACCUUAGAGGCAACUGAGGCAGACAAGGUGGAAAAGCCAAAAAUACCACAAACAUCCCGAAAAGUUACACUUCAAGUUGCUAAAAACACACAGGAAAUGCAGUUUGUUGAUAAUAUUUACGAGUUUUGCGAUAACAAUGCCAGUAUGUUGGUUUAG